This is a messenger RNA of Raphanus sativus (radish), 850 nucleotides long. RefSeq names its product abscisic acid receptor PYL9. NCBI's taxonomy places the organism in Eukaryota, Viridiplantae, Streptophyta, Magnoliopsida, Brassicales, Brassicaceae. The transcript has 3 exons. Gene Ontology annotation, molecular function: protein phosphatase inhibitor activity; abscisic acid binding; signaling receptor activity. Gene Ontology annotation, cellular component: cytoplasm; nucleus. Bases 107 to 703 code for a protein of 198 amino acids. The record is from RefSeq and is a predicted model, not a curated record. Gene Ontology annotation, biological process: abscisic acid-activated signaling pathway.
UUUGGUUUGUUUUCUUCUACACAUCCAUUCACUUCACAGAUUCUCUCAAAGAAAGACAGAGAGAGAGAGAGAGAAGGGGAGAGUAAGAUUCUAAUCGGAAGAGGAUAUGGACGGAGGCAUGGAGAUGUACGGUGGACUUGAGACGAUGCAGUACGUAAGGAGACAUCAUCAACAUAACUGCAGAGAAGACCAGUGUACUUCUGCUCUUGUCAAACACAUCAAAGCUCCUGUUCAUCUCGUUUGGUCAGUGGUGAGGAGAUUUGAUGAGCCGCAGAAAUACAAACCAUUUGUGAGCAGAUGCACAGUGAUGGGCGAUCCUGAAAUAGGCAGCCUAAGAGAAGUUGAUGUCAAAUCUGGCCUCCCUGCAACUACAAGUACCGAGAGACUGGAGCUUCUGGACGACGACGAACACAUACUCGGUAUCAAAAUCAUCGGUGGUGACCAUAGACUUAAGAAUUACUCUUCGAUUGUGACAGUUCAUCCAGAGAUAAUCGAGGGAAGACCAGGAACAAUGGUGAUUGAAUCGUUUGUAGUAGAUGUUCCUCAAGGAAACACAAAGGAUGAGACUUGCUACUUUGUGGAAGCACUCAUAAGAUGUAAUCUGAAAUCAUUGGCACAUGUUUCUGAAAGAUUGGCUUCUCAGGAUGACAUCAUUAAUCUAUCUAUCGAUAUAAAUCAAAAUGGAGGAGGCCAUAAAAAGUGAAAGUCAGUAGUGUGUUAUAUAAUUCAUCAAGAUUUCAUAUAUAUCUUAUAUGCGUGUGUGUGAUGUAAAAAAAGUUAUAUAUGUCUUGUGCUGGUAAGUUUUGUGACCGCUCUCUUUAAGAAUGUAAAUAAGAAUCAGUUUACACUA